Molecule: messenger RNA, 2586 nt
Organism: Branchiostoma belcheri (Belcher's lancelet)
Lineage: Eukaryota; Metazoa; Chordata; Leptocardii; Amphioxiformes; Branchiostomatidae
Product: prostaglandin G/H synthase 2-like
Exons: 8
Coding region: 15-2129 (704 amino acids)
Biological process (GO): response to oxidative stress; cyclooxygenase pathway
Cellular component (GO): neuron projection; cytoplasm
Molecular function (GO): peroxidase activity; prostaglandin-endoperoxide synthase activity; heme binding
Source: RefSeq, a predicted model, not a curated record
ACCCUUGCUGCUCUAUGCCGUGCCAAAACAUGGGCGUGUGCAUGAGAGAAGGCGACUCCUACACCUGUGACUGCACCCGGACCGGAUACUACGGACAGAACUGCGACAUACCGGAGUUCUGGACUGCCGUGAAAGUCGCGCUGAAGCCCAGUAAGAAGACGACUCACCACCUGCUGACCAACUACAAGUGGCUCUGGGACGUCAUCAACAAGGUUCCCUUCCUCAGCAACUUCAUCAUGAGGGCCGUUUACAAAAUCCGGUCCUCCACAGUCGACAGCCCUCCCCUGUACCACACAGGGCACGACUACACCAGCUGGGACACCUACGCGGACCGUUCCUACUACACCCGGGCGCUGCCCCCCGUCCCCCCGGGCUGCCCCACCCCCAUGGGCACCGCCGGACGGAAGGACCUCCCCUCCCCCGAGUACAUCGCGCAGACCUUCCUGGCGCGGAGAGAGUUCAUCCCCGACAAGCGCAGAACAAACGUCCUCUUCAACUUCAUGGCGCAGCACUUUACUCACCAGUUCUUCAAGACGGAUUUCAAGAAGGGAGCGGGACGCACAUGGGGCGACCACGGGGUUGACCUGAGCCAUAUUUACGGAGAGAACGUGGAGCGGCAGCACCAGCUCCGGUCUUUCACCGACGGGAAGCUGAAGUUCCAGCGGGUUGGCGGCGAGGUGUACCCGCCUAGUCUGGCCGACGCACCGGUACACAUGAUCUACCCGCCAUACGUGCCCGAGCAGAAACGGUUCGCGAUCGGGCACGAGUUUUUCGGGCUGCUGCCGGGUCUGUUCGUGUUCUCCACCGUCUGGCUUCGCGAGCACAACCGCGUGUGUGACGUCAUGAAGGAGCUGCACCCCGACUGGGACGACGAGAGGCUCUUCCAGACCGCCAGGCUCAUUCUUACCGGUCAGACCAUCAACAUCAUCAUUAACGAGUACGUUCAGCACCUGAGCGGCUACAACUUUGACCUGUUCUGGGACCCCGAGCUGCUGUUUAAGGACCAGUUUCAGUACCAGAACCGCAUCUUUGUGGAGUUCAACCACCUGUACCACUGGCACCCGCUCAUGCCUGACCAGUUCCACAUCAACGGCUCCACCUACGGCAUGAAGGACUACCUCUUCAACACGGACCUGGUGUUCAGGCACGGAUUCGGCACCACAGUGGACGCCAUGUCCAGGCAGAUCGCCGGACAGAUCGGCCCAAAGAACAUCGGACCUGUCAAUCUGAAGGUUGCCGUGGAAACCAUCAAGCACGAGCGGAACUUACGUAUGCAGGGGCUGAACCAGUACCGGAAGCGCUUCGGCAUCCCGCCCUACAAAACCUUCCUGGAACUCACAGGUGGAGACGCGGAGAUGGCUGCCCAGCUGGAGGAAGCGUACGGCGAUAUAGACGCGGUGGAGCUGUACGUGGGGCUGAUGGUGGAGCAGCCUGCUCCCGGCAGCGUCACCAGCGAGACCAUCAUCGAGAUGGGCGGGCCGUUCUCCGUCAAGGGGCUGCUGUCCAACCCGCUGUGCAGCCCGCAGUGGUGGCGGCCCAGCACGUUCGGCGGGGAGGCGGGCUUCCGCAUGGUGAAGAGCGCCACGCUGAAGGACCUGUUCUGCCGGAACAUGGCGGGUCCGUGCGGGAUCGUCUCCUUCGCGGUGCCGGAGGACGUCCAGCCAACCGGCCUGCCGCAGGAGGAAGGCGCCAAGGCUCCUCAGGACAAGGAGGCUACUAACAACGACGCUGACCUGGUACCUGUCAACGGCGUCUUGGCGAACCAAGACAAACAUCCUUCCAAGGAGGAAGACGCCACAGCUCCUCAAGACCAGAAAACGUCUCAGAGCGACGCUGACCUCGUACCUGUCAACAGCGUCUUGUCAAACCAAGACACACACCUGUCUGAAGAAACCGCCCGCGAGAAACCGGCAGCAAAAAACGAGGAGGCGUCAAAAAACGGUGUCUCCGAGAAGAAAGAAGUCCAGUCCGGUUCUUCAAAAAACGGCGCUUCGUCAAAAAACGGCUCGCCAAAAAACGGGGCGGCGCCAAAAAACGGCCUGCCGACGGCGUUUCCAAAAAACGGGGCAGCGCCGAGGACUCACGCCAACAGGACGAGUUGUAAACAAUGCGACAGAGUCGAGUUAUGACCACGACUUGUGAUUAGGCAGAAAUAAUCUCAUCCCUCCCCAAUCAGUUUUCCCUCCAAACUCUCAGGCUUUACAGACCAUCUGAAAUGUGCAUUUUUUGGUGGUCGCUGUUCAGAGAUGAAAUGUAUGAUAUUUAUUGUUCUUAAAUUAUUGAAUAGCCAUAAUAAUCAUGUGUUACUACGACUGUUCAUAAAAUCUAUUUAUUUUGUUAAGGACUUGAUGUCCUUGUAAUGGUACGAACGACGUGUAGUCAGACUGAACUGUGCAGAAGUUAGGAUAGACUCAACCUGAAGAUUCUGGUCUCAGACCGGAGUUCUGGAACAGACUGUGAGAGACCUUAGUAUUAGGUAACCCCGCAGGCAAGCUGAAUUUUAUGGAUGACAUCUACAUUUUUAAUGAUUUUUGUAAAAAAAAAACUGUUUCACUUUUCGAUUCGAGUGAAAUCAAGACGUUUCUG